Parastagonospora nodorum SN15 is the source of this 258-nucleotide messenger RNA. RefSeq lists its product as hypothetical. The transcript is spliced from 2 exons. The record is from RefSeq and is a predicted model, not a curated record. Lineage: Eukaryota; Fungi; Ascomycota; Dothideomycetes; Pleosporales; Phaeosphaeriaceae. Bases 1 to 258 code for a protein of 85 amino acids.
AUGGCUCAUCACAACAACUACAUCAUGGUCUUUGUUAUGGCCCUCUUCCUAGUCCUCCAAGACGCCGUCGUGCUCUCUGCCACCAUCAAACCAUCCCCAGACCAGUACAAGGGAAAAUCUUCAGCCGAGACUGCUGGAACGGACCUCAGGAUUAUGGCUGCACUAGAGGCAUCUGUUGGCGCAGGUGCGGCGACCAUGGCGAGUGGUGCUGGACCACUCUCAACACCAAUCCAGAAAUGGCGACCGGGCUACUUGUAA